Tauraco erythrolophus (red-crested turaco) is the source of this 1119-nucleotide messenger RNA. NCBI's taxonomy places the organism in Eukaryota, Metazoa, Chordata, Aves, Musophagiformes, Musophagidae. The record is from RefSeq and is a predicted model, not a curated record.
UGCCACUCCCUGGACAAGCUGCGAGUGGAUCUGCUCACUGUCACCUCGUGCCAUGGCAUGUUGGAGAAGCGGGAGCCCCGGCUGGACAAGCUCUUUCCAGACACUGCCACUCCCCGGCCACGCCGCUUCGCAGGGAAGAGGGUGUUCUUCCUGAGCAGCAGAGUCCACCCAGGAGAAACACCCUCCAGCUUUGUCUUCAACGGCUUCCUGGACUUCAUCCUGCGGGAGGAGGACCCUCGCGCCCAGAUGCUGCGGCGGAUGUUCGUCUUUAAGCUCAUUCCCAUGCUGAACCCCGAUGGGGUGGUGCGAGGCCACUAUCGAACUGACUCCCGUGGGGUAAACCUGAACCGCCAGUAUCUUAACCCUGACGCCGAGCUGCACCCUGCGGUGUAUGGCGCCAAAGCUGUCCUCCUCUACCACCACGUUCACAGCCGCGUCCUGCCGGGCUCUCCCGACUGGAGGACAUACGUCUCCCCGCUCAGCACCAGCUCACUAAGCACAAAAUCUUCCAAUCAUUCCGUCUGCAGCAGCGCCCCGUCCCCGGAGUCGACUCUGUCAGAGCUGGAGAAAACCAAUAACCUCCGCAACUUGCCCAGCACCUGGCGUGCCAGCACGUACCUCAGCCCUUCUCAGGAAUCUCGCCUCUCGGGAGCGCCCGCCACUGAUCUGGGCAGCAAGGACCGGGCUGUCUGGAUCCUCCCUUCCAGCCGCCCUGCAGAGUGCAGUGAGGAGGAAGGCAGGAGGCCUCUGCCAGCACCUCUCCCUGAAACCAUCCUGCCCCAGGACAGCGGGCUGGCCUACUACGUCGAUCUGCACGGGCACGCCUCCAAGCGCGGCUGCUUCAUGUACGGCAACAGUCUCAGUGACGAGAACGAUCAGGUGGAGAACAUGCUCUUCCCAAAACUCAUCUCCUUGAACUCGCCUCACUUUGACUUCACGGGCUGUAACUUCUCGGAGAAGAACAUGUACGCCAGGGACAAGCGGGAUGGGCAGUCGAAGGAGGGCAGUGGGCGCGUAGCCAUCUACAAAGCCUUGGGGAUCAUCCACAGCUACACGCUGGAAUGCAACUACAACACGGGGCGCUCGGUGAACAGCAUCCCUGUGGCCUGUCACGACAAC